AUGUCUAACCAAGCUGCUUGGAUCCCAGAGGCCCGUCAACAGUUGACUGUUGGCCCCGCUCCAACGCCAAAGCCAGGGCCUGGCGAGUUGAUUAUUCGAAGCCAUGCGGUUGCAAUUAAUCCUGUUGACUGGAAGAUCCAGGAUUAUGGCAUCUUCAUCCGGAACUAUCCCUUUAUUUUGGGGGAGGAUGUUGCUGGCGUCGUUGAGGAAGUCGGUGAGGGAGUGACUCGGUUCGAGAAGGGCCAGAGAGUAAUCACACAUCUCCUGUCGCUGAAGACUGCGAAUGCCGCUUAUUCCGGUUUCCAAUUGUAUCCAGUGGCCCAAGAGAACGCAACAGCUGCGAUUCCCGACUCACUGACCUUCGAGAAAGCCACCACCUUGCCACUGGCCGUCUCAACUGCUUCCGUGGGACUGUAUCUCCCAGACUAUCUAGGUCUUCCACUUCCAUCAACCAGUCCUGAGUCCACUGAACAGACUCUCUUGGUCUGGGGCGCAGCAUCUUCUGUUGGCGCAACGGCCGUUCAGCUUGCCGUUGCCUCGGGCUUGAGAGUCAUUGCGACGGCUUCUCCUGCUAACCAUCAGUUCGUCAAGGACUUGGGGGCAAGCGUUGUCUUCGACUACAGGUCUCCUACGGUCGUGAAUGACAUUGUGAACGAGCUCAGAGGAAAGGAGAUUGCUGGAGCCUAUGAUGCUAUUUCGGAGGAAGCCACUUUUGGACCGCUUUCCGCCAUUGCGGAAGAACUCGGCGGUCUCCCGGUUGCCUCUGUACUGCCUUACAAGAAUCCCUCCGAGGCAUUCAAGCCUAAACCUGUGAGUGCUAUUGCCGUAUUCACACCGCCGAACGACAAGAUUGGCCAAGCUAUCUGGGAGGACUAUGUGCCCAAAGCACUCGCCAGUGGACAGCUGCAGGCCAAGCCCGAUCCGGUCGUUGUUGGGCAUGGAUUGGAUAAGAUUCAGCAUGCAUUUGACGUGCAGAAAGCUGGUGUGUCUGGGAAGAAAAUUGUUGUUACUCUGUAG
This is a messenger RNA of Aspergillus ruber CBS 135680, 1017 nucleotides long. Its product is annotated as zinc-binding alcohol dehydrogenase family protein. NCBI's taxonomy places the organism in Eukaryota, Fungi, Ascomycota, Eurotiomycetes, Eurotiales, Aspergillaceae. Gene Ontology annotation, molecular function: oxidoreductase activity, acting on NAD(P)H. The record is from RefSeq and is a predicted model, not a curated record. Bases 1 to 1017 code for a protein of 338 amino acids. The transcript has 5 exons.